Molecule: messenger RNA, 5013 nt
Organism: Coccinella septempunctata (seven-spotted ladybird)
Lineage: Eukaryota; Metazoa; Arthropoda; Insecta; Coleoptera; Coccinellidae
Exons: 14
Coding region: 387-4898 (1503 amino acids)
Biological process (GO): activation of GTPase activity
Molecular function (GO): protein binding; guanyl-nucleotide exchange factor activity
Source: RefSeq, a predicted model, not a curated record
UGCUUCAGUCGUGAAUCCGGCAGAUGUGAUAGGUUCAAUGAAUCGUGUCCACAGAAACAAUUGAACUCGUUAAAGUGGUGCCUUGUGGGCUCGUAGCUUAAUAAGUGAACUUGAGUUUUUUUCUUCAGUGAAUGCCCUCUUGAUAGAGUCGCGUUUUGUCGUUUUCUAGUUUACGGUGUCGUCACGGUCCUUUUGGAUGCUGCAGCAUCUCUGAAUGGAAUUCCAUUCACGUUGGUUUACAAUAUAUACAACUCCGUAGGACCAUGGUCAAUAUUGGACCGCAUUCUUGAGUGCACGAAGUGGAUGAUAAUGGUUCAUGGUAGAUCCUCCUGCGGAGAAAUUGAAAAAAUAUUAUUGAUGGCUUCCUCAAAUCCAGCUCUUUCGAUAUGGCGAUACGGUCUCCAUUGAGAAGAGACGACUAUCGACAGAAUAUCGAGGACUCAAGGCACAGAUUUCUGGACGACCUUCGUGGAGAACCCAUAGAAGAAGAAAAAUCCAAGCAGAAUGAGACGUUUAAAAAGAAACAAUCUCGAAAAAUCAGUUUCAAAGUGCGAAAAGUAUCGUCCACGUAUCGUAAAAACUCCACUUCGAGUCUUCAUAAAACAACAAUAACAGCGACUACCGUGGCAGAGCUCACUUCAAAAUUUAACGAAAUAAUCGAGAAAAACAAUGCUCCAAGAGAAGAACUGAAAAUUAGAAAAUUCGUAGAGAGAUUGAACAGUUUCAACAGCAACCCUAAUAAGAAAACAAUGAAGAAUACAAAUUCUAAUAGUACAAACGAACAAAUCCCUAAGGAACUGAGUAAACCUAGCAUAAAGAAGAAACCAAUUUUAGACGAGAAAACUAAGUUACAGACUGUUAGAAGAAAACCCUCUUAUAUCAAAGCAGAACUUAAAUUGAAAGAACACAUUCGAACUGAAGAUAAUGAAAAGGGGAACAAAGAUGAAAAAAUUACAGAUAUGGAUUCCUGUUCCUCUGGUUUCGUUAAAGCAGCGAUUAAAAAUUUCGAGAAGAAAAAUUUUCAACCUGCAGCUACCAAAAGAAGCAUGACAGAAUUACACAAGAUAGAUUUACGGGAAUUUCCAGAAUGUGAUACGAAUAGAAGAAAAAGUUGUAAGCCAGAUAUAACAGUUCCAUCUGGGUUAAAAAUAUAUGAGGAUAUAAGUUUAGUUGAAGAUUCAACACCAGCAAUUGUUGAAAUUUCGAAAAGUAAACCAGGAAUAGUUUAUGUGGCUUUGGAUGAAUCAAAUUUUACUAGUUCACGUGAUAUUGAAUCGCCACCUCCACCCUUACCUUCAAGGCUGAACAAACCAAAAGAACCCUCCAGGGAAAAGGAAUCAAAUUCAGAAACAAGAACUGAAGAAUCUCAGGUUAAUCUUAUUAUAGAAGAAAUUGAAACAUCCAAAACGGAAGAAUCGUGCUAUUCCGUUACAGAUAUUAUUGGCAGAAAUUUCCCAACAUUACAACUAGAGACAGAAGAAGCAAAGCAAGAUUUCAAACCGAAUGCUUCAUUCUUAUGGAACAGGAGUCCAUCAAAACCCUACGAAGACAUCGAAACAUCAGUUGCAGCUUUAAAUUCAACCAACGAAGAGAAAUUAUCAGAUCUACCUCCUUUCAGAACUCUACCAAAGGUUGCCACAAGCGAUGGCAAGGAUUAUGAAGAGCUGGAUGAGAAUGAUGGCUACGAACCUUUCGAUCUGAAAGCGGAUUACGAAGAUGUCAAAUCGAAAACAGAAAAAGAAGAGGACCCGUAUGAGUUCAUAAGCAACGGAACUGAGAAUAUUUACGAAACACUCCCCUGUACCAGGCAAAGCGAACCCUUACCAGAAACACCACCAGCCCUACCUUUAGAGAAAAUAGAGGAAUCUGCAUCUAAUUGCUACGAGUCGAUUUACAACAACGACUCCAAUUCGACUAUUUUGAACGAGGAAAACAACUAUGAGAGUAUUUAUUUCAGAGAGUCGAGUGAGAAAAAAGAAAUUUUUGAAAAGGAUAUAUCUGGAUCUAUAGUGUCGAGUGAACAAAAAACUAACAGUUUAUAUGGGACAAGUUUAAGAAGCUGGAACGAUGGAACAAUCUACAACAGUAGUGCUACGAGUGAUAUCAGUUUUAGUGAUAAAAGUGAGUGGGUAGACGUUAGCGAGAACGAGUAUGAUGGUGGAUCAAAAAUCUUUAUCAUCAAGGAAGCUGUGAAAAACAAGAAAAACAGCUCAUGGUCCGAACAGUGUAGACAACAUUGGAAUAAAACUUCAAAAUUAGCAUCCGCCGACCACGGAGCUGAUAGCGACUCUGAUCAUCAUUACGAAACUCUGAAGAAUUCGGAGAAUGAAGAGCCAGAAGUUUGCUACGAUUCAUUCGCCAGCGAUAUAGAUUCAGAUGAUUCCUUCGAGAAUUUGGAAAACGAACAAAAUAAUGGCGAUCUGCCACUUCCUGCUGCUCCAAAUUCAAAUGACGUGCUUACUAGACUGGCCGCUUCCGCUAGCAAACACAUGAGGAAGUUCACCAAAAACCUGUCCAUGACAAGGAACGAUAUAUCGAAAUCUCUGACCAGACUUGCAAGAAAAAAAUCCAAAAAUGAUGUCAGUGAAGUGGAGAAUAACUAUGUUAAUGUUAAUGGGACCCCGGCCACGACGCCAACUUCUGAAGUGAAUCCUCUGACCAGCGCCGAAGACCUCAACAACGAGAAGAACAAGAAUUUGAACAGGAAGGGCUUUUUGAACAAGAUCAGGAGAAGCAUCAUCAUGUCGCCCGAGCAGGCCAGUGAGAUCACGUCCAAUUUCAAGGGGAAAAGUACUUUUUACUUGACGCCGACCAUAAACGUGGACGAUGAGUACCCCGAUAAAAAACUGGAAGAUGACAGUGGUAUAUCGUUGUCUCCUAUCGAUAGGAAUUCAAGGAAUAAGCUGGUGAGGCCCCAAGAACCUCCACCACCAGCUCCUAUUCUACCUCUGAGUGAAGAACUGAAGAAAGCCUUCAAGGAGAGACGUACCACUUCCUGGUAUGCCGAGGUCAACCUUUGCAAGAGUCCGGAAUUAAAAGUCCAGAAAGAAAAACGACCGAACACUUGUUGGUAUGACGAGAUAGGUCUAUACCAGAACUCGACAAGCACACCAAGUACCAGCUCGGCGGAAAACAGCGGUACCAACACCAACGUCACAAUCAGAACAGAUCUUAGUAGGAAUAGUCCGGAAGGAGAGACAAGCGAGAAAUAUUACAAUCUGAAAAACGAAAACGCGUAUUAUAAUGAGAGUGUAAAUAGUCUGAAUAGCAACGGGACCAAGACUGAUGUUUCUUUCGUUAGUUUACCAGGUGAAGACAUACAGAUGAGGCUGCAGAAUGAACCCUUGUACCAGUUUUAUGACGCAGCUGUCUUAGAUUACGCUUGUCACAAUGGAAUCUCCGACUUGGAUUCAGAUAAUUACGAAGAUGUUGAGAGGAGAUCCAAUACAGAACUCAGACCACCAUCUAGACCGUCUGCCAUGGAACUAGUCAGCUCCAAGAGGAACUCUUUGGCCUUCACUAAAACCCUUUGGUGUCAGAUACCAGAAGUAUUACAGUCUUCAGUAUUGAGUACCUUGAGUUCGCAACAGAAGAAGUUACAAGAGGCCAAAUUCGAAAUGGUCACUUCCGAAGCCUCCUAUCUCAACUCCUUGAACGUUCUGAACGACCACUUCAUCAAAAAUCUGAAGAUAACCUUGACUGAUUCCGAGUACGAUUUGCUUUUCGGUAAAAUCGAAGCCGUCAGGCAGAGUUCUGACAAACUGAUCUUAGAUUUAGAGAAAUGCUGGCAGGACAACAUCCUGCUGCAUGGAGUCUGUGAUAUUAUACAAAAACACGCCGAAGAAGACUUUUCCGUAUACAUUCCAUAUUGCGAGAACCACACGCUGUUAGAUCAAAUGAUGAAGAAAUUGAGGGAUCGAACGUUUUUUUCCGAUACCUUGAAACAGUUAGAAGCUAGUCCAGUUUGUCAGUGUUUGUCCCUGUAUUCAUUCUUGAUGCUACCGAUGCAGAGGAUAACCAGAUGGCCUUUACUCCUCGAUGCCGUUUUGAAGCGGUUGGAACCACACGACCCUGAGUAUUCAACUUGUCAAUAUGUUCUCGCAACCAUAAGCAAGAUUGUGAGUCAAUGCAACGAAGCUGCCAGAAACAAGGAACGUGAGAGAGAAAUGCUGGAUAUCCAGUCCAAGAUGGAAUUUGGAAAAGGGGUCCCUCCCAUAGAAUUGGCAAUUCCGAACAGGUGGUUGAUCAGGUCAGGUGGUGUGGUUCACAUGCUGCCCAAAAGCGAAGAGAUCAAACUGACCUUUGGAAAAAAAUUCUCGAAGACCACGCUCAACCUGUUCUUGUUCAACGAUCUUCUCAUAGUGGCCAAACCUAAGAGCGAUGGUCUCUACACAGUAUUACAUUACUGUUCCAGAAAUUUCACGGAACUGAGUACGUCAGAACAAUUGCUGUCUUUACCGGGAAAGGAUAUGACCGGAAAAUAUCUGUUUUUCUUGACCCUGCUGGAAAAUCAACACAAGAAAACUGUCGAAUUUUUGCUGUCGUGCAGUAGCGAAAGUGACAAGCAGCGAUGGAUUGAAGCACUCUCGCCUCCAAAAUCCGAAGAUCCCGAUGAGGUUUUGUACGAGUGCUGGGACUGUCCGCAGGUCACUGUGAUCCACAACUACACAGCUGAACAGCCAGAUGAGUUGAAUUUGUCGAAGGGAGACGUCAUCAACGUUUCGAGAAAAAUGGCGGAUGGGUGGUUCCAGGGUGAAAGAAUAAGAGAUGGUCAAACAGGCUGGUUUCCGGCCAAUUACACUGCUGAAAUCGCGAAUCCACACGUUCGAGCGAGAAACCUGAAGCAGAGGUAUAGAUUACUGACGUUUUCUGAGAAUUAUCUAAAAACUAAAUCAUAGUCAACGUUUUUUUUUACUGGAAAACUUGUGAUAUUAUAUUUUUACUUCUUUAUGUGUAUAUUCAUUGAAUUGAUUUAUUGUUAUGUAUAUUGUUCAAUAAAACGUAUAUUUUCUA